This is a messenger RNA of Macroventuria anomochaeta, 1319 nucleotides long. Its product is annotated as eukaryotic translation initiation factor-like protein 3 subunit. Bases 77 to 1099 code for a protein of 340 amino acids. Gene Ontology annotation, biological process: cytoplasmic translational initiation. Gene Ontology annotation, molecular function: RNA binding; protein binding; translation initiation factor activity. The record is from RefSeq and is a predicted model, not a curated record. The transcript has 3 exons. NCBI's taxonomy places the organism in Eukaryota, Fungi, Ascomycota, Dothideomycetes, Pleosporales, Didymellaceae. Gene Ontology annotation, cellular component: cytoplasm; eukaryotic translation initiation factor 3 complex, eIF3m.
CUGAGAGUCACCGCAACUACAAAGGCCACCGCCCUCCCGUCGAACCGCCCCCUCCGCUCCUACACACACCGCAGACAUGAGGCCGAUUCUUCUCUCCGGUCACGAGCGUGCGCUCACGCAGGUCAAAUACAACCCCGACGGCGACAUCAUUUUCUCCGUCUCCAAGGACCAUGUUGUGUGCGCAUGGUAUUCACACAAUGGCGAGCGGUUGGGGACAUACCACGGCCACGUCGGAGCCCUGUGGACCGUCGACGUCAACCCCACCUCUGAGCUGCUCGCGACCGGUGGCGCCGACAACACGAUGCGUCUGUGGGAGGUCAAGACAGGCAAGCUGCUCAAGACCUGGGAGUUCGCCACAUCCAUCAAGCGCGUCGAGUUCUCGCCCGACGGCAGGCAGCUGCUCGGUGUUACAGAGAAGCGCUCUGGGCACCUGUCCACCAUUGUCGUAUACGAGGUCAACCCCGACGUCGAGGCUACCCAGAGCGACGAGCAGAUUCUGCGGAUAGUCUGUGAUGAGAGCAAGGCAACCGUUGCCGGCUUCUCCUACCUCGCCAAGUACAUCAUUUCGGGCCAUGAGGACGGCUCCGUGACACAGUGGGACGGCAAGACGGGCGAGCUGCUCAGCAGCAAUUACGACGUGCACGAGCCGGACAUGCAGAUCACCGAUCUCCAGUGGUCAGCAGACCGCACAUACUUUAUCACCGCCUCCAAGGACAAGACGGCAAAGCUCCUCGAUGUCGAGACCCUCGACGUCCUGAAGUCAUACAUUGCCGACACACCCCUCAACAGCGCCGCCAUCACCCCCGUAAAGGACUACGUUAUCCUCGGUGGAGGACAGGCCGCCAUGGACGUCACAACCACCUCCGCCCGUCAGGGUAAAUUCGAAGCGCGUUUCUACCACAAGAUCUUCGCCGAGGAGAUUGGCCGUGUGCGUGGCCACUUCGGUCCUCUCAACUACGUCGCCGUGCACCCGCAGGGCACCUCGUACUGCUCCGGUGGUGAGGACGGAUACGUGCGCGUGCAUCACUUCGACAAGCCGUACUUUGACUUCAAGUAUGAGGUUGAGAGGGAGGCGGCGCAGCAGCAGGCGAACUUGUGAGCAGGAGAACUUGUGAGCAAGGAGAACUUGUGGGCAAGUGAACUUGUAAUGUACCAGGAGAGGGAUGUUAUGAGGGAUGUCUGGAGUGGUGCAUGCAUGCAACGGCGUUCCGGUUCCGGUUGGGUUGAAGGUUCUCAAAAGUUCUUGAGAGCGACCUGCAGAUAGACUCGAUAUCAGUGCGAUGUACGCCGAAAUGAAACACCAUAUCAAAGCGCACUGG